AUGAGCUCGCAAAAGUAUAGAUCUCAGAUCAUCUCUUUCUUUAUCUCUCUCUCUCUCUAUCUAUCUAUCUAUCUAUCUAUCUAUCACAGUCUUCUCAUUAUCUGUCUAUCUGUCUAUCUACCUGUCUAUCUCAGUCUAUUCAUAUUAUCUAUCUAUUUAUAUCAGUCUAUUCAUAUCAUCUAUCUAUCUAUCUGGACGGGCACCUCGAGGCGAACUUCAUCCCUGAAUUUCUUUCUGAAUAGAACUUCAUCCCUAAAUUUCAUUUUGAAUGGAGCUUCAUCCCUGAAUUUCUUUCUGAAUGCAACUUCAUCCCUGAAUUUCUUUCUAAAUGGAGCUUCAUCCCUGAAUUUCUUUCUGAAUAAAUUCAUCCCUGAAUUUCUUCAUCCCCAGCAUUUCUUUCUGAAUAGAACUUCAUCCCUGAAUUUCUUUCUGAAUGCAACUUCAUCCCAGAAUUUCUUUCUGAAUGGAGCUUCAUCCCUGAAUUUCUUUCUGAAUGCAACUUCAUCCCUGAAUUUCUUUCUGAAUAGAACUUCAUCCCAAAAUUUCUUUCUGAAUGCAACUUCAUCCCUGAAUUUCUUUCUGAAUGCAACUUCAUCCCAGAAUUUCUUUCUGAAUGGAAUUUCAUCCCCUUAA
Messenger RNA from Acanthosepion pharaonis, 633 nucleotides. NCBI's taxonomy places the organism in Eukaryota, Metazoa, Mollusca, Cephalopoda, Sepiida, Sepiidae. The record is from the annotation of a GenBank genome assembly.